Helicoverpa zea (corn earworm) is the source of this 1364-nucleotide messenger RNA. RefSeq lists its product as uncharacterized. The record is from RefSeq and is a predicted model, not a curated record. The annotation marks the transcript as partial. NCBI's taxonomy places the organism in Eukaryota, Metazoa, Arthropoda, Insecta, Lepidoptera, Noctuidae. The transcript has a single exon.
ACGCAGGCAUAUACUUUGAUCCUAUUGGUUCUCUAAAAACCACUGAUGAUACAUUAGAUAUUAUUAUUCCAAUAGAUAUAUCUUUUAUCCAACCACAUCUAGAUAACAUAAGAGACGUUCUAGGAACUUCAAAAUAUCUAUGUAAACAAAGUAAUGCAUAUUAUGAAAGCGAAUGUCAUUAUCUGUUUCAACCAUUGUCAUCCCGUUAUUAUGAUAUAGUAAGAGAUUUCGAUUCUAUAUCUCACCUCAUGUCCAAAUCUAAUAAAAGAUCAGCUUGGUUUGCUGGAAUCGGUUCUGUUAUUAAACAACUGUUUGGUAAUAUGGAUGAAGAAGACGCUAUAAAAUACAGCGAUGCCAUUAAAACCUUAGAAAAUGAUCAAACUAAGUUAGCAACUUUGAUGAAAGAUAGUAUAUUAGUUACAAAAUCUACAUUAACGUCUCUGAAAGAAAUAAUUGACCAAAUUAGUUCAAAUGAAGCCAGUUUAAACCAUGCUAUCGAUACCUUAAACCAGGAUAUAAUUAACAUCACUUUAGCAACAGAUAAGCUAUUAAUGAGAUCUAAGAUAUCAGGAUUAUCAGAUAUUUUGGAAAGUACUAUGUUAACAUUAUCAUUUAAAUUAGAAGAUAUUAUUAGUGCUAUUAUGUUUAGUAAGUCUAAUAUAUUAUACCCAUCUAUUAUUACUCCUAAACAACUCUUUGCAGAUCUUGUUGAUAAUUAUAGAUUUCUACCUAGUUCUAAGCAAUUACCUGUACCCUUAAUCUUAGAUAACAUCCACAUCAUAGAAAACAUAUCUGAUGUAUCCAGCUAUUAUACAAAUAACAAAAUAAUAUUUGUAUUACAAAUACCUUUAGUGAACGUAAAGGAAUUUGAUCUAUAUAACACUAUACCUUACCCUAUUGAGCUUAAUGAUGUAAAUAGCACACUAUACUCAACGAUAAUACCAUCCACGAAAUAUAUAGGUAUAACUAAAGAUAAGUCAUCUUAUUGCAAAAUAGACUCACUUAGCUCCUGUAAAGUUAUAAAUACGCAAUAUUAUAUCUGUGAAACACCUAGUGUGUAUUCCACAUCUGCAGUCCCUAUAUGCGAAAGUGAGAUUAUUUCUAAAGCAUUGACUUCUGUCCCACAUAUUUGUAACACUAAAUUCGUAAACGGUAAUUUUGAAACCUUUCAUAAACUACGUAGAAACCAAUGGAUAUAUGUAAUAAGCCAAAAUUCAAAACUCACAAUAGAAUGUAAUAAUCAAGACUUAUCUGAGUUUUCUAUCCAUGGUACUGGAAUAUUAACUAUACCAGAACAUUGUAUUGCCUAUUGUAAAGAUAAUAAGUUGAUACCUCAACAUAGUUUAGUAAUUAAAACAAAACCA